AUGCAUCACAAGAUUGAGCCGAUAUAUCUCUACGGCUUUGACUUCAACAUUCAGAAGCGGCAGCGAUUCAACCAGCAAUGGGUGUGUGCGUUCCAUACUGCCUGGUACACCAACGAACGCCAUCCGUCAUCGGAUGCGAAUGACGACCCCAGCAGGCGACGCGAGAUCCGGUAUGGCAACACUAUCUACGUUCUUUUCCGGGCUCUUUUCCACCUCAGGAAAUACUAUGGCCCGGAUCCCUUUUGGAGCGCCGUGAGCAGAGGUUUCAAUACCAGCCCGACGAUGGUGCGCGCGACUGUGGACAUCCUCACUGAAGCCCGCCGGUCGCACCGUGACAAACCCUCGAAUGAUGUUUCCGACACGGCGCGCGCUGCCGAUGAGUGGAUCGACUUUCUCGAUAAUGAGGCCCGCUCGCGCUCGCAGAGUCUGGACCCAGCUAUUCACAAGGAAGCCGAGCGUUUUUUCAAGAGCCAGGAAAAGCUGCACCUCAACGCCUCCAGGGUACCCGCUGUAGGCAGGUACCUGCCUCCGGAAGAGCACAACGCUCCCGACCGGUCUGAGGAUCUACGAAAUGGGUCUCGCAGCGGCCCAUCUGGGCGCAAGCGGUCCGCGUCUCCUCCGGCCGGUCCGGCUCCCAAAGCCAGGCGCUUCGAAGGUGAUAGCUGGAGGAUGGCCUGGCCUGAGCCGGAUAGGCACGGCGCUCUAGAUGAGUUGCCUACUAUCCAGUCGACUAGAAGUCCUCCGCGGCGAAGUGAGGCUGCUCAGCCAGGCCAACCGCAAGCGGCUCAAGUUCAACCACCCAAAUCAAAUUCAGCGGCUGGACCUACACGAUCGUCAACGUUGACCAACCCGGCUCCUGCAUCAUCGUUCCUUCCCACCCCGAAGCGGGAGGAACUGUCGGAGACUCCAGGGCUUUCGGCACCAAAGGCGCCAAUUGCUUUUAAGCUGGGUUCGUCGUCAAAUGGGGCGGCGGGCACGAAUCCGCCAACGUCGCCCUCGGGACCAAAGCAGCCUGUACCUGCACCUAUACAUCCAGCCCGGGCGCAGAUGAUAUCGGAUAAGAAUGAUGUGAAAUCUCUACAAGCCCAGAUUGAAAGCCUGCAAAAGCAACUCGUGGAAGCGAAGAGGGCAAAGCCAACUACUCCGGCUGCGCCAACUCCACCGAGCGCAACCAGCGAGCAGAUGACAAAAUUAACCCAAGAAAUGGCGUCGGCAACCAAUGCUGUUAGUACCAUCAUGGAAUCCAUGCACGCCGUCGUCGACAGGCUCGACUCUUUGCACGACGUCGUCACCUUGCUCACCACGGAGCAGAAAGAGUUGAAGAGCACUAUCCCUCAGAUUGCCAGCACGGCUGGCGACGGAGAUCGCCCCGAUAUUAACAGCAGCAACGCAAACCUCGACGCGAUCCUUGGCCCGAUCCAAGUCAUCGCCACAGCCGUUACCAUACUGCAAACCCAGGUCGCGGAUCUCCAAUCCAACAACCCCCAAAACCCUCCCACAACCCUUUCCCAUAGCCCAACCGACACCACCGCCCUCGAAACCCUCCUCGAAUCCCAAACCACCCGCAUUGACACCCUCACUCAGCACAUCACUACCCUCCAGCGCCAGCACCUACAACUCCACCAAGCCCAGCAACAACAAGCCCGGCUGUCCUCCCCCAACAGCCCCCAUCCACAGCCCCAAACCCUACCCCAGGUCGCGGCCGCGGCGGAGCGGGAUCUCAAAUAUCACUUGGGCGCGAUGGAGCGGUUGUACCACAGGCCUGGAACCAGCAAGGCCGUGAAGGAGGAGACGGAAAAUUUGAUGGCGACGCUCACUGAGGGUGCGAUGGCAGCGCAUAAAUUCGGGAAGGGUUUGUGA
Messenger RNA from Dichotomopilus funicola, 1860 nucleotides. RefSeq lists its product as uncharacterized. The record is from RefSeq and is a predicted model, not a curated record. The coding region runs from base 1 to 1860 and encodes 619 amino acids. NCBI's taxonomy places the organism in Eukaryota, Fungi, Ascomycota, Sordariomycetes, Sordariales, Chaetomiaceae. The transcript has a single exon.